Neoarius graeffei (lesser salmon catfish) is the source of this 3152-nucleotide messenger RNA. RefSeq names its product G protein-coupled receptor 171 (gene gpr171). NCBI's taxonomy places the organism in Eukaryota, Metazoa, Chordata, Actinopteri, Siluriformes, Ariidae. Gene Ontology annotation, cellular component: membrane. The record is from RefSeq and is a predicted model, not a curated record. The transcript is spliced from 2 exons. Gene Ontology annotation, molecular function: G protein-coupled purinergic nucleotide receptor activity. Gene Ontology annotation, biological process: G protein-coupled receptor signaling pathway. The coding region runs from base 627 to 1628 and encodes 333 amino acids.
AAACUUUUAACCUCAUUUACAUGAAGAACGGAGUGACAAAAUGAUUUCUUUUUGUUCAGGAUGGACAGUUGGAUGAGGAUCGUAUGCUGAAUUUGCCUGCCGAAACUUUAAGUGACAGGUACUUUGUGGUUUCCUACAGAAAUGGGAAAGUUUGGGUUUCCGAAACGUCACUGCGCCACGUCAAGGACAUUUGGUUCAUGCCCUCUUUUGUGCUGUAGGAAGUAAAUGGUCUUAGAUUCAAAGAAAUGAGAUUACACCAAGCUAUGCAGUAGAAUUGCUGGGGAAACCAUAAAGGAAGUGGUAAUUAGUAGAGACAACAUGCUGUCAGAAGUGAAGAGCAGCUGAACAUGUGGCUUCCUUCCUGAUUCAUCAACAGACAGGUUAGCAUGUCUCAUCUACAAGACAGUUUUUCACCACUUCCUUCGUUAAGUCUGGAUCACCUUUGCUCAGUUUCAGUUGUCUGAGUACUGUUAGGAUCUAAAAAGCUAACCACAAAGAGACUGCAUUCAACACCUUAUCGAGGUUCUUUAUAAUGACAUCAGCUCAUCCAACACACUGGAUAAAUUCUGGGUUAUUUUAAACACUGUAAAAACUCUAAGCUAUUUCUACAAGCCCUCUUACCAAAAAUGGAGACUACAGCAAGUACCACUAUGAAGGACCAGAAUUGUGUGGUAAAUGACAAGAUGAUGCCAUUUGCCACAUCCUACAUCAUUAUCUUCCUGAUAGGCAUGGCUGGCAGCCUGGUGGCACUCUGGGCAUUUAUAUACAGUAGAAACACCAAGAAGUGCAUGAAUGUGUACCUGAUCAACCUUCUGACCUCUGACUUUUUGUUGACAUUGGCACUGCCAGUCAAGAUCGCGAAAGACUUUGGUGUGCAAUCCCAGAGACUAACGAUUUUCCACUGUCAAGUCAGUGCACCGCUCAUCUACAUCAACAUGUAUGCCUCGAUCAUAUUUCUGGCUUUUGUCAGUGUACAACGUUACUUCCAGAUCACCCAGAGCUCCAAGCUGUUCCGCCUACAGGAGGUGGGAUUUGCCCUGGUAAUGUCUGCUGUCGUCUGGCUUCUGGUGCUCUUCAUCAAUGUCCCCAACAUGGCCAUUCCAAUCAAGGAUAAGAUUUCUAACAACACUUUAAUAACAUGUAAAGAUAUUAAGCAGGAAGUUGCCAAGCAUUGGCACACACUCUCUGUUUUUCUGGGCAUGGCGAUUUUCAUAAAUGCCUCUGUAGCUGUGCUUAUGUCAAAUGGCCUGGUGCUGAAACAGCUUUGGGGUAAACGUGGAGGAGACCCUGAGGAGCAGGCCAGUGCUCACCAUGCUACUCUCAAUAUCGCAAUGGUGACAGUGGCUUAUGUUGUGUGCUUUGUACCAUAUCAUGCAGUUCGCAUGCCUUAUACGUUUACACAAAAUGAGAUAAUCACUGACUGUGGCAUUCAGAAGCACCUAUUCUUAGCCAAAGAGUCCACUUUGCUUCUGGCCGUCCUAAACCUUUGCUUUGACCCAGUGCUUUACUUCUUUUUCUGCCCUUCAUUCAGACAUCAGAUCACACAGGUCUUUACUAAAAGGAGAAACCUAGAAAGAAACCUAGAAUCUGACCAGGAUCAAAAUCUACAACUGCAGCCAGUUUCAUAAGCGGGCAAAAAUACAUGUCAGACAAAAAAAAAAAGGUAUGAAACAGGAUGCUAAAGCUUACAGUUUAAGUAUGCUAAGCACAUACAGUUUAAAGCUAAGCUGCCUGCAGAGUAUUUAAGAGCAAAAAUGAAUCUUUUUUUCCAUGAAUUACAACCUGAGAAAUAUCUUGAACCACCUAGCUUUGCGCAAUGAACGCAUCCUAUUUACAUAUUUCUUCAUACAUCAAAACAGAUACAGGGUUUGCAUUUUAAUUUGCACUAAUGGAAUUAGUUGCUCAUAUGUCGAUUUAAAGAAGCCUGAAAUUUCAAGUGGAGGAAAUAGCAGUAUUUGUUGUAUUUAGACAUUAGAGGGUACUUAACAGUUUAAUAUCAGGUAGAAAAUUCUUUAUAGUUUUCUAAAUGCUGGCAAACUGCAGGAAUUUGACCAACGUGCAGUCAGAUCAUCAAAGUGUUGCGUUUUUAGAUAAUAAAUAUUACAUAAUUCCUGUUUUGCUGAUUAUCUGUAUUUGGAAUAACCUUUGUUAAACACCGAAAGCUUUUACAUCUGUACAUAUCUGUUGGUGGGAUUUACAAUAUCAGUGUUCACUGUAAUACGGCUCUUUGUGAGACUAAGUUAUACUAAGUAAAUAUUUACUGUUUAGGCUGGCUAAAAAGUUUUCUUUUCUUUUCUCAUUUUCAACCAAUUACCAAAAAUAAAAAAUAAAAAUCACCAGCUUUACAAAAUAUGAGCACUGAACAGAUCACACAAGGAAAAAUCCCUGAUAUGACUCAUGGUUACAGUACUUCACACUGGUUUCACUGACACAUUCACUGACCUAUUAUGUUUUCACUUUUACAUUUAAAAAACUCCACCUGAUUUAUAAAUCAUCUUUAUUUAUCUUGCUCUUUUCUUUAUCUUUUCUUCUCUUCGUGUUUGUCAUGUAAUCAUGUCAUCUAAACCUUUCCAGUAAAAAGUACCACAGAAAAGAGAUGUGGGCAUCCUAAAAACAGACAGUGACCGAUUCAGAGACCUGUCUAUGAAUCAUAUUUUGACGCAUGCUUUAGAUGGUUGACAAAUGUUAACACCUACUGGUUAUUUCUCAUCACUCCAUGUCUAGAUACGUUCAUUUGGUCAAAAAGGGUUAUUUUAGUUAUAACAUGGGUUUUUCCAUUUCAUAUGCUGAAGUGUUUUUCAUGUAUGUUUACAGAUAUGAUAAGGAAUGAUAUUUAGAAAGUAUAAUAAUAAUAAUAAUAAUAAUAAUAAUAAUAAUAAUAAUAGAAAAUCACUGUUGGUAUCAAGGCUUUUAAAAUUGAAAACUUAAAACACUUCAUGUUCACUUUAUUCAUGUUAAUGAAUUAAAAGCAUCAUACAUUUGUAUUGUGUUUGGAACAGUUGAAACAUUCCUGUAAGACCGCAAGGUUUAUCUUAAACACAGACUGAUGCAUUUUAAUAGUUAUGUGGGAGUCUGAUGUGGGAGAGCAGUUUUCUUCAUCUCUGAUUAAAGAUGUUAUUUUAAUUAAUAAAAGUCUUGUGCUUUUGCUGACA